AUGAAACAAGACAGUAAUAAGAGAAAUUUUCUUGAGAGGGGAGAAUAUGAUGGAUUUUCAAGCGAUGAUGAUUCUGAUAAUUCGAGUGAGAUGUCCUUUUCAUGUUCAGAUGAUAGCAUGUCAAGUGACAAACCUAUAAUGGAGAAUUAUGAUCCAAAACUUGAAAAAACUCUUAGUACUCUUACAGUUCUUAUUAAAUCAAAGAAACGUUCUUCGGUAAAUGAAGUUUAUGUUGAUAUUCCUCCACGAAAAAAAGUUUGUGGAUUGUAUAAAAAAGAAAUAUUAGAAAAUGAAAUUGUUUAUACUGAACAAGAAUGUUUAGAUGCUUUAAUGUCUACUGAUUUUAAUGAUACAAUGUCCGACAAUGAUUAUGAAAAAUUUUAUCUCGAUAAUUUUAUUUUUUAUGACAGUUUGGAUUGUGAGGUUGUGGAUUUUUUUCCGGAAAGAAGUACCGAAAGAAUUAUACUUUGGGAUGGUAAUAUUGUUGAAGGUGAUAAGAAUAUGUCAUGUCAAAGGACAAUUUUUAAAACAUUUUCAAUUAGUGGCUUCGGUUUGGAUGAAUCAAAUUUAGAAGUCAUGAUCCAAUCAAAUCUUAAUGAUAAAGUGUGGUACAUGCUUCGAACUCCACAAUCUAUGUAUCAUGAUCUUUGGAUUGCGUUUUUAUGGAAAGCACAUUUAGUGAAAUAUGUACUUGAUUAUUUAAAUAAUAAUCCGGAUGUCCUUUUUGAGGAUUUUAGAUUCGGCUUUUUUGACUGGAUAUCCCAACAUAGAAAAGAUGAUAGUAUCUUUCAAAAAUGGCUUAGUGAAGUCAACGGUAAUACCGAUUUCAGAUCUGUUGUUGCAAAUAAUAUGCAUUUAAUUUGGCAUGAAGCAUACAAUCUUGGUGAAGAUUAUUCGCGUUUGCCAUUCUUUACAGAUGAAUAUUGCCCCGCAAAAUAUUCUUGUAUUGAAGGUCAAAACAGAAUCGAAAAGACAGUUGUUACACCAAAAGUAUAUAAUUGGUUUCAUGAAUUAUUUCCGGAAUUAUUACAGCCCUUAGUGCCGAUUAGCGAAAGUGAAUGUAUCCCGAUGGUAUAUAUUCAGGAUGAUGAUGAAUUCAGAGAGAUUAAUCACAGGGGUCAAUUAUUAUUUGAGAAUCCGCUUGAGGAACCGCAUUGUUUUAAACAAGUUACAAUAGAUGGUAUAACUCUUAAAGUAGGAGAUACUGUUGAGGUUGAACCUACCGCUGGAUCCACUGAUGGUCGUUGGUUUUGGAAACUUGAUAAGGAUAUCAGCAUUAAUAAAUCAAGAGAAUUAUUUUUCACAUCUAAUUGUGAGUGCCAGGAGCCGUGGCCUAUUGAAAAUAUAAUUCGCAAGGUUGAUGUGCACUUUGGAAAAUCGAGUUGUCCAGGUUGUUCAAAUCUUGAUUAUUCCUUUUUCUGUCGUUAUCAAUACAGUUACGAAACUGAAGAUUCAUUCUUAUCUUUCCACCCUGGAAUACUUCCUAAAGAGGAUGGUUUGAUAUGCGGUUGUAAACGACCUGAACCUAACUAUUAUGAAGAAUUUACUGAAAAGUAUAAUGUUAAUGAUUGUAUUUUAAUAACGCCACUUAAAGGAGAUAUCUUGGAUUUAUACACAGUUUGUAGUAUUGAACGUUUCGAUUUAGAAAGAAAAUCUGUUUGGUUAAGACGAUUUUACAGAUGGAGUGAAACAUCUGUAAAACGACCUAAGGCACCGAUAAACGAAAUUUUAUAUUCUGAUUAUAUUUUUGAAUUUAAUAAAUUUGAACAUGUGAUUUGUCCUUGUCAUGUCGAAUUUGUUAAAUUUGGCAAAAAAAUACCCGUUAACCUUCAACAUCGUGAAUUACAACAACUUUCUACAAACUUUCCAAAAUAUUCUUUCAAAAUAGGAAACACUUAUAAGUUGAAAUGUCUUGAUCUAUUUUGUGGUGGUGGUUCAUUAGGUCGAGGAUUUGAAGAUGCAGGCUUUACACACUGUCAAUGGCAAGCUGCUAUAAAAACUUAUCGACAUAACCUUCAGCACGAUGAUAUUGAUAUAUUGAAUCAGAGUGUAAAUAAUAUACUCUCUGAUGCGAUUUUGGGCGCUCCAGGAGCUCGGGUUCCAUCUAAAGGAGAUGUUGAGAUAAUACUCGCAGGUUCCCCCUGUCAAGGGUAUUCUUAUAUGAAUAGGAAUCGACAUAAUCUCAAAUCAAAAAGAAAUAAUUCUCUUGUCGCUUCUGUUGUUUCUUUCGUGGAUUACUAUCAUCCACGAUACUUAUUAUUGGAAAAUGUUCGAAAGAUUACGUCCUCAGAAGUUUUUUAUCGAUUAAUCGGAUGUCUUCUUGAUAUUGGAUAUCAAAUCCGUUUUGGUGUAGUAUCGGCUGAUAGAAUGGGAUGCGCCCAAAAACGUUUUAGAAUGUUCUUGUGGGGAGCUGCUCAAGGAGAGGUUCUGCCAACAAUGCCACCGGUUACUCACAAAGGUUUAAAAAAGGAGACAUAUGAGGCAUAUGCAAGUUUUCCCAUGGUCUCAAUAAAGGAUCAUAUAAGUGACCUACCACCAAUUGGAGAAGGUGAUAUCUGGUACCCUUCAUUUCCAGAUCACAAAACUUAUCAAAUGAGCUUGAGGACCAAAGAAAUUCUUCGAAGGAUACCAACAUUUCCUCCAGCAAGAGAUUAUUAUUAUGCUCGAAAACAUAAAUUUAUACCUGAUAUACAUGCUGUACCAAGUUAUGAUGCUAAACUUAUAAAGUUUCCUAAAGUAGCACAUCGCUAUAAAUAUUGUCAACGGAUUGAUCCGAGUGGUUUAUUUCCAACAAUAUGUACAGUAAUGCGCCCUAGUGGAUAUUAUCCGGAAGCCGUUCACUAUAAGGAACCACGAAUGGUCAGUGUUCGUAAUUCCGUUCCACGUAAUGUUGCUUUUUCACUUGGACUUCAACUUGGACGUGCAUUAUGUGAUUCGAAACAUGAAAACGCAGCGAACGCUUUUCAAGAUAAUUGA
Molecule: messenger RNA, 2976 nt
Organism: Dentiscutata heterogama
Lineage: Eukaryota; Fungi; Glomeromycota; Glomeromycetes; Diversisporales; Gigasporaceae
Source: the annotation of a GenBank genome assembly